CCAACGGCCCAAUCCAAAUGCAGCUGCAAAGCCUGCAAGCAUCAGCAACCUCCAUUUCUUUUUAAAAAAAGCAUCAGAAAAAAAAUAUAAACAAAAAAUGUUAAUUGCAUUAUCCCACUUGCAUUAUCCUCCGCCCGCCACGUGUCCCGUCUCCCAGCCUCAGCUCGAGCUCGCCACCUGCUCGACCCGAGUCCUCUCCUUCGCUUCGCCGCUGCUGCUGCUGCGGGCUCGCUUGGGAUGAGAGCCCCCUCCUCUCCAUGGCCUCCUCCCUCCUCCUGCCUCGCGCCACCUUCGCCGCCACCACCAAGCACAUCGCCGUCCUCCACCCGCCCGUCGCAUCCGCCUGCAGGCCCCACCCGCCCAGGCUGAUCAGGUGCGGCGCCGCCGCCGUCCCGGACGACGAGCUCCUCCGCUCGCUCUACCUCGUGCAGGCCGACGCCGCGUCGCCGGUGGUGUCCGCGGACACGGGCAAUGAUGGAUGGGCCGCUCUCCUUGACGAGAUCAGGGGCUCCCUCCAGGCGGAGGACUCGUCGUCGUCCAUCCCGGCGGCGACGAGCGGUGGCGUCGUCGUCCCCGACGAGCUCCUGACCGCGCCGCCGUCCGUCGUCAUCCCGGACGAGAUCCUCGGCGCGGACCCGUCGUCAACCCUGCAGGCGCCCGGCCCCGGCGGCGGCGCCAUCCCGGAGGACCUUCUCGCGGCGCUGCACCUGGACGCGUCGAACCCGGUGGUGCGGGCGGCGUGGGGGGCGCUGUCCCGCCUCGACGAGCUGACGUCGGGCCUCUCGGGGCCGCAGCGGUGGGCGGCGGCGGCGUUCGCGGCGGCGACGUGGGCGUACCUGACGGCGCGGCCGGGGGUGCUGAGCGGGGCGGUGGACGCGUACGUGCUGGCGCCGCUGCAGCUGGCGGUGGACAGCGCGGUGGGGCGGCGGAGCCUGAGGAUGAGCGACUUCGUGGUCGGGGAGCGGAUCGGGGAAGGGUCGUUCGGGGUGGUGUACUCCGGCGCGGUGGUGCCCCGGGGCGGCGCGGCGCCGGCGGCGAGGAAGGGGAAGGCGAAGACGAGGCUGGAGCUGGACGAGAGGUACAAGGAGAAGGUGAUACUGAAGAAGAUCAAGGUGGGGACGGCGGGGGCGAAGGAGUGCGGCGACUACGAGGAGUGGUUCAACUACCGGGUGGCAAGGGCGGCGCCGGAGUCGUGCGCCGAGUUCCUCGGCAGCUUCGUCGCCGACAAGACCAAGUCCGAGUUCGUCAAGGGCGGCAAAUGGCUCGUCUGGAAAUUCGAGGGUGACCGGACGCUGGGCAACUACAUGAGCGACCGCAACUUCCCCUUCAACCUGGAGGGCCUCAUGUUCGGGCGCGCCGUGCGGGGGCUCGACGACGGCAGCCGCGCCGCGCUGGUGGUGAAGCAGGUGAUGCGGCAGCUGGUGACCUCCCUGAAGCGCAUCCACGGCACCGGCAUCGUCCACCGCGACAUCAAGCCGUCCAACCUCGUCGUCACCCGGCGGGGGCAGGUGAAGCUCAUCGACUUCGGCGCCGCCACCGACCUCCGCAUCGGCAAGAACUACGUCCCCGACCGCGCCCUCCUCGACCCGGACUACUGCCCGCCUGAGCUCUACGUCCUCCCCGAGGAGACGCCCCAGCCGCCCGCCGAGCCCAUCGCCGCCAUCCUCUCCCCGAUCCUCUGGCAGAUUAACAGCCCGGACCUGUUCGACAUGUACUCGGCGGGGAUCGUGCUGAUGCAGAUGGCGUCGCCGAUGCUGAGGUCGCCGUCGGGGCUCAAGAACUUCAACGCCGAGCUCAAGGCCGCCGGGUACGACCUCAACCGGUGGCGGGAGACCACGCGGCGGAGACCCGACCUGCAGAUCCUCGACCUCGACUCCGGCAGGGGGUGGGACCUCGCCACCAAGCUCAUCUCGCAGCGCGGCGCCGACAAGCGCGGCCGCCUCACCGCCGCCGCCGCCCUGCGCCACCCUUACUUCCUCCUCGGCGGCGACCAGGCCGCCGCCGUCUUGUCCAAGCUGUCACUCAGCAAGUAGGUUAUACAAAACAACUCAAUGCACAAAAUUAAGAACACAUGCAGUGAUCAGGUCACCACUCACCAAUGGCAUUAGCAUUUUUGUUUAUGAUCCAUUGGAGAGAUCAAGAACUCAAGAUUGAUCCAAGAGAGAGGGAAAAGGAGGAGGAAGAAACAAUAUGGUAAUAUAUAAUUACAUUGUUUUGUAUGAGGUUAAUCACUUUGAACAGUGCGGUGCAGAGUUUGCAGACACUAGCUAACUUAACUUAAUUACUGCCCGUAUUCGGACUGAACUCUACUGAGAAAUCCCUACUUCUGUUGGUCA
This is a messenger RNA of Oryza sativa Japonica Group (Japanese rice), 2336 nucleotides long. The record is from RefSeq and is a predicted model, not a curated record. NCBI's taxonomy places the organism in Eukaryota, Viridiplantae, Streptophyta, Magnoliopsida, Poales, Poaceae.